UUUUGAUUGGGGAGAAGAGCAACAGAAUGCAUUUGAGGGAGCUAAACAAGCUAACCAACAAGCCCUUGAUCUGUGGCCCAUACAAGAUGGAGACAUAGACUUAAAUGUAUCAGUAAAUCAGCAAUGGGCUAAUUGGAGCCUUUGGCAGAAACAAGGAAGGACUAAGGUUCUCCUUGGUUUCUGGACAAGGAAGUUACCCGAGGCAGGAAAGAGGUACACACCCUUAAAGAGACAGCUCUUGGCCUGUUAUUGGGCCUUGGUGGAUACUGAACAAAUAACGGUAGAACAUACGGUGUUCUUACGCCCAGAGAUACCUAUCAUGCAAUGCGUACUUAGUUCCCCCAAGACACAUAGGAUAGAUCAUGCACAAGAAUCCAGUAUCAUAAAAUGGAAGUGGUACAUACAGGAUAGAGCUAAAACAGGAAAUAGGGGUACAGCUGUACUACAUAAGAAAAUUGCAGAUGCGCCAGUACAAGAACCUGUUUAUCUGCCAGAAGCAGACAAGCCAGGGCAAUCUCCAGUAAAGUGGGGGAAGUCUUUUGCGCAACUAACACAGGAUCAAGCAAAACAUGCUUGGUUUACUGAUGGUUCAGCAAAAAACAUUGGUAAUGAAAGACAAUGGAAAGCAGUGUCUUACAAUCCAGAAACCAAGAAAAUUCUGACUACAACAGGGACAGGAAAAAGUAGCCAGUAUGCAGAGUUAUAUGCAGUGUUUCAGGCUCUGAAACAAGAGAUGCCUGGAAGUUGUCAUAUAUACACAGAUUCCUGGUCUGUUGCCAAUGGACUAGCUAUAUGGUUGCCUACAUGGCAGUCACAUCAGUUCAUGAUCCAACCAAAGGAAGUCUGGGGAAAAAAUUUGUGGGAGCAGAUAUGGGAGAUGGUACAUCAAAAUGAGGUAACAGUCUUUCAUGCUGAUGCUCACUGCAAUACUGACUCAUUGGAUCGUCUGUUUAACUCUGUUGCAGACGAGAAAGCCAAGAUCUCAGAGGCGUCUGUGGAAAAUCCUAACUCACUUUUGGGAUUGGCUAAUUGGGCCCAUCAGAAAUGUGGACACUUAGGAGAGAAAGACACUCACAGGUGGGCGCAACAGCGAGGCAUUUUAGUGCCGCUUGAUUUAAUUAAAACAGUAAUUCUGCAAUGUCCAGUGUGUCAGCAUGAGCAGAAUAGACAUGUACCAGGGAUUGUACGAGGUCAAAUAAAAAGAGGAAAAGCAACAGGGCAAAUAUGGCAGGUGGAUUACAUAGGUCCACUUCCUAUGAGUAAAAAUUGUCAAUAUGUAUGCACGGCUGUGGAUACAUAUUCAGGGUAUUUAUUGGUUCACCCUUGCAAAAGGGCUACCCCAAAAAAUACUAUUAAAAUAUUGGAAACCAUGAUACAGUACUAUGGUCUUCCAUUACAGAUUGAGUGACAAUGAAAGUCACUUUACAGGAAAAUUGGUACAAGACUUUUGUAAUGACAACAAUGUUGAAUGGAUUCACAAAAAGAGAAGAAAAAAAGCUGUAAGUGUAUGAUUAGUAUCUGAAGGAUAGAAUAGAGGGGGGUAACCCUUCACAAAAGUUAAAUAUAUAGAGAGAGAGAACAUAAUCUGUCCUAAUAGACUGGGAUCCUGAAUAAAUUAGACACUUAAAAUCAUGUUUAAUGGAUUUAAUUAAAAAGGUAAAGUAACCUUAAAUCUCAGGCAGGGGAUAGGGAAAAUAUAUACAGGGCAGUGGCGGAUCCAGGGGGAGGGCAAUGGGGCAAUAACCCCCUCCCCAUCCCAAGAAAACCGACGGUCUCCCUCUCCCCUGCCGGCUAAUGCAGGGCUGGCAUUGUCCAAGUGCCAGCCCUGCAAUGUGCCUUCACGGACCGGGACCGGAGGGGAGAUCAGAGAUCUCCCUCCCCGGUCCGCAGGCACAGUGCUGACAGCCAGCAGGUGAGGGAGUGAGAGAGGACCCAGGAGCUCAGCCUGCAGCUUCUCUGGGUCCUACUCCCCCAAACACGGAGCGUUGCCGCGGUUACCACGGCAACGCUCAAAAACUCACGAGAGUUAACUCUAGCCCUGGAGCUAUGGGCUAGAGUUCACUCCUACCACUGGGACCACAAGGGAUUCCCCACCGGACCACCAGGCAUCCAGAAAUGUCCCCCCUCCUCCUCCUCAAUAAAGGUAAGAAGGGAGGGGGGACAUAACACAUUUUUAUUUUAAUUAAAUUAAAUAAAUAAAAAAAAAAUAUAAGAAGGGUUUGGGGGCUUUUUUAUAUGUGUUUUUUUUUUUUUUUUUAAUUCAUUAUGUAUGUAUGUGGGCAGUGUAUGUGUGUGGGGGGGCAAUGUGUGUGAUAAGAAGGGUAGGGGGCUUUUUUAUAAUAACACACACACACAAACACAUUGCUCCCCCCCACACACAUACAUACACUGCCCCCAUACACACAUUUCCCCCAUACACACACACUGCCCCCAUACACACUGCCCCCCAUACACACACACACUGCCCCACAUACACACACACUGCCCCCCUUACACACACACACAACCCCCACACACACACACUGCCCCCCAUACACACACACACACUGCCCCCCAUACACACACACUGCACCACAUAACAGCCCCCAUACACACACACUGCCCCCAUACACACACACUGCCCCCAUACACACACACUGUCCCCCAUACACACACAUGGCCCCACACUCACACAUACACUGCAAUCCUCACACACACACACACACACACACACACUGCAAAUGUCACACACAAAUACUGACCCACACAUACACUGACCCCCUAACACACUCACACUACACCCCUGACAUAUACUGCAGCCCUCAUUCACACACUGCAACCUUCACACACUGCUCACACACUGUCCCCCUCACAAACACACUGCACCCCCUACACAUUGCACCACUGCUCCUAUGCCCUACUACAGCCCCAUUUCCCAGCAGACCUCAGGUAAGUUGUCAAACUGUUCUUAAACGGUUUGACUACUUACUCUGGGAGGGAGUCCCGGCACCAUUGACACCAUAACCACUACACUGAGCUGUAGUGGUUAUUGUGUCUGGAUUAUUUCUUUAAAUAAUCUACAAGUGCCCCUCCCGAGAUCAGGCUCUGGAUCCGCCACUGAUACAGGGGAUAAUGAUAUAUACAAAUAAGAAAUAAUAUAAAGUAGUAAAUGACUUUCACAGAGCUACUUAAACAAAAAGAUACUUAGUUAUGAAGUACUAACUCCAAAAAAGUAACUAUCUGAAAGUAUCUAAUGUGAUAGUAGCUGUUAUAGGAAAGGUAAAGAUCUCUUUAGUAGCAAAGCAUUAGAUCAUAGAGGGAGAAGGGGGAGAUCACCUAAAUGUCUAGUUCAGUAAAACUGAACUUGUAGUGAAUUCUUAUCUUAAACCUCUAAUGGUAUAUGAAAUCGAGAAAAGUAGUGCAUAUAGUAAUAGUAUAAGAUCUGCAGUAUAUACUUAUAGUGUUAAAGUUUAGAAUACUGAGGGAUAGCAAGAUAAAAUCACUUGUUCUGAUCUUGAAGAGCCGCCUUACCUGCGAAACGCGCGUCGGGGCUCAGCUGACCUACUCACCCUUAGCUUAAAACCAUUCCUCUUCUACUCCUACCUGGUCCAGAUACUUACCUCGGAUUUGCUGACAAUAUUUCUUUUUGUGGGGCUAGGCAGUCCUUAUUCCAGAGGUUAUGCGAGGGUUAAGUUCACACAGUGCAUCUUAGUUAUCGGUAUUUUUGUUAACUCUUGGUUCAGUUUAGAAUUAGGUGCCCUUGAAGGCAGAGCUGUAGGGUUAUAGCUAAACGGUUAGAAUUGGCAUAGAUUUCUGCUAAAUUUAGUAUUGAGCAAUCAACCGCUAGACAGCUUGGGGCUUCAUUGCAUGACACUUACUGAUCAGAACAAGUGAUUUUAUCUUGCUAACUCUCAGUAUUCUAAACUUUAACACUAUAAGUAUAUACUACAGAUCUUAUACUAUUACUAUAUGCACUAUUUUUCUCGAUUGCAUUUGCCAUUAGAGGUUUAAGAUAAGAAUUCACUACAAGUUCAGUUUUACUGAACUAGACAUUUAGGUGAUCUCCCCCUUCUCCCUCUAUGAUCUAAUUCUUUGCUACUAAAAAGAUCUUUACCUUUCCUAUAACAGCUACUAUCACAUUAGAUACUUUUUUGGAGUCAGUACUUCAUAACUAAGCAUCUUUUUGUUUAAGUAGCUCUAUUUAAGUCAUUUACUACUUUAUAUAAUUUCUUGUUUGUAUAUAUCAUUAUCCCCUGUAUAUAUUUUCCCUAUCCCCUGCCUGAGAUUUAAGGUUACUUUACCUUUUUAAUUAUAUCCAUUAAACGUUAGAUUUUAAGUGUCUAAUUUAUUCAGGAUCCCAGUCUAUUAGGACAGAUUAUGUUCUCUCUCUCUUUAUAUUUAAUGUUGAAUGGAUAUGUCACAUACCUUAUUAUCCUCAAGCAGCUGGUCUGAUUGAAAGGAUGAAUGGGUUGUCGAAACAACAAUUGAGAAAACUUGGUGAAGGGACCAUGCACAAAUGGAGAGAUAACUUGCCUACAGCUGUGAACAUCUUAAACAAUAGGUCACUUUCAGAUCAUGACACUCCCCUCAAUGAUUGCACCCAAUAUACAAGCUAAACCAUAUGUAGCAACUAACACCAUCACAUAUUGGGAAACAGAGGAGGAAGCCUUGGCACCAUACAGGGCUACACCAGAGGCUGCAGGAAUAGACUUGCGAGCCUGAAAGGAAGAAAGACUUCAAACAGGGCAAGUACAGAUGUUCCCCACAGGUAUAGGAAUACAGAUACCCCCCGGGACACUUUGGACUAAUUGCACCCAGGCCUAGCCUUGCCCUUAAAGGGAUACACCUAAUGGGAGGGGUAAUAGACGCUGAUUACCAACGAGAAAUAAAUCAGGGACCACAAGACUUGGUAGUGCAAGAAGGGGACAGAAUCGCCCAAUUGGUUAUCAUCCCCAUUUACCAGGGACAGGUACACAAAGCAACAGUCUCCAUCUCACAAACAGUUAGAAGAGAUAAGGGAUUUGUCUCUAGUAACCUAAAUCCAGGGGCCAAAGUCUGGAUGAGGACAGAGAAAGGUCCCCCAGAACCAGCAGACAUUAUUGCAACAGGCAGUGACAAUACCAUGAUACUCUCCAAGUCAGGUCAAGAUAAAUGGAAAAUGUGCCUUUGGGCAAAUGUUAUUUGAGAGAGUAAAAUGAGUUGUAUCUUUACAGGCAAAGUUCAUUGGUCUGGCCGUUAUUAUGAUGGCUGAGCUUACUCCACACCUUUUGGUCGGUUCAGAUACCAACAACGAGAUCGGAGGUUUUGACCAGAGUGAUUCCGCAGAGAUGAAAUGGAAAGAGAUGAAAAUAAGAGUAACCUGACUGACUAAUGAUUGUCCAAAGAUGAGGGCAAGCCUGUAUGGAGAAGGCUAUUUCAGCCACAAUGAAACUGAGACAAUGAACUAUAUUAAGCUGCCAAACGAUUCAUUUGAUUUGUUAACAUUCAGCCUACUUAAUUAUGAACAGGAACAAAUUAGACAGGUAGCUUUGCAGAACAGAAUAGCCUUAGAUUACCUGCUUGCAGCAAAAGGAGGAGUGUGCAAAAGAAUAGAAGCCAAGGCAUGUUGUGUGUGGAUAGAAGACGAAUCAGGGAAAAUUAAGCAUGACCUUCAUCAUUUUGAAGAGAUACAGAAACGCUUUAGAAAACCACUAACCACGGAUGACUUAGGACACUGGCUAACUAAUGCUACAAAAGACUUUGACUGCACAUUUGGCCUACGUACAUGGAUAAGUGGACUUGGGUUGAAAAUAUUAAAAGGAAUUGUGUGGUGUGUUUUUUUUAAUACUUUGUAUUUAUCUAUGCUACAAAAUUACAAUUUGCUGCAUUCAAAGAGUGGCUAGAUUAAAAAGAAAUGUGAGUAUAGAGCUAGAAGAGUUUAAUUAGAAGUUUUGAUAUUCACUACAGAAAAUCAGAUCGCCCUCAUGAUUAGGACUGUUAAGCGGGAAGAGGUAUGUCCUAAGGUUUGAGCUACAGGUUUAUCCUGUUUAAAAUUGGCUAACUUAGGUGAUCCUCGACUCGGAGAGCUUUAUUGCGUGAAUUGGUUCCAGGUGUGAAUGGAACAAUAUUUGGGGGUCAGUGGGUAAAUGGGCUUGCCCCCUGCUGAUAACCUGAAUGGCAUGCGUAAAUGUGUGAGGUUUUGCUCACUUAGUGACCAAGGGAUGGAAUGUGAUAAUAAUAUUCCAUUUUUAUUAAGCAUGAUUGAUUGAUCACUAUUGAGCAAAUUAAACUAUUAUAGAUAGCUAAGAUGGCACUUGUCUUAAACUGUGUCUCACUAAGAAAUUCAACUAAUUAAAACAAGAUGACACAGCAUAGAAUGUUCUAUAACAUGUCUGGCCAAUAUCCAAAGUGGCCUACGUGCUUAAAAGUGGGAUUUGGUGCCAGCAAUGUUUAGAAAGACAAGAGUAUAGGGACAUAGCUUUAUAGAAAGGGUACCGCAUGUGUCUGGCAUGGGCCUUGGGUGGUCAUGACUGGCCUGAUCAACCAUAAAGAUUACUCAAUGCGCAUGACAUAUACAUGCUGGGCUGCACUGAUAAGAAAACGUAUAAAAGACGGAGAAACUUGGCACUCGGUUUGGAGAACUACCCACCUGUAAUACGGACGCGUGUUGCUGGUCUCUGCUGUUCCCAGAAGAGAGGGUCCCUCCAAGUCUGACUGCCUGAGUUCCCCCAGUCGUGUGCAGUGGAGCGACAACUAGACCCCUCUAAUGGUGAUGUAUACUUAAGCUGAUAUAUCCAGAUACUAAGCUGUUUGAAGUGAAUGCAUGCGAUAACUUAAAUGAGAAAAUAAAGUGUGGUGUGAAUUCUAAUAUUCAA
Messenger RNA from Pelobates cultripes (western spadefoot toad), 6833 nucleotides. The record is from the annotation of a GenBank genome assembly. NCBI's taxonomy places the organism in Eukaryota, Metazoa, Chordata, Amphibia, Anura, Pelobatidae.